Messenger RNA from Manihot esculenta (cassava), 507 nucleotides. Its product is annotated as E3 ubiquitin-protein ligase MPSR1. Gene Ontology annotation, molecular function: ubiquitin protein ligase activity. The record is from RefSeq and is a predicted model, not a curated record. The annotation marks the transcript as partial. The transcript has a single exon. Gene Ontology annotation, cellular component: cytoplasm. NCBI's taxonomy places the organism in Eukaryota, Viridiplantae, Streptophyta, Magnoliopsida, Malpighiales, Euphorbiaceae. Gene Ontology annotation, biological process: protein ubiquitination.
CUUUGCAAGACUUGUAAAAUGGCCUCUCAGUCUCAACUUGCUGAAGUAUCUUCCGCUUUUGAGAGGAUGUUGAGGCGUAGAGAUCUUUCUUUGUUUUUGCCCCUCAUCUUGGGCGUUACCGGCACCAACCCAGAUCAAGAAAGAAUAAUCCUUAUUAACCCUUUCACUCAAGGGAUGGUGAUGAUUGAAGGAGCUGGGGACUUGGGUUCUCUUCUUAGAGAGUUAGCUACCAAGAAUGGUCAACCUCCUGCCUCAAAGGCAUCCAUAGAGGCCUUGCCUAGUGUAGAGAUUUCAGAAAUUGGUGAUCGUGAUUGUGAGUGUGUGAUCUGUUUAGAGGAGUGGGAGCUUGGUGGGUUGGCCAAGGAGAUGCCCUGUAACCAUAGGUUUCAUGCUCAUUGUAUAAAUAAGUGGUUGGAGAUUCAUGGGUCGUGCCCUGUUUGCAGGUAUACGAUGCAUGUUGAUGAGGUGGAUUUAGGCAAACAGAGGGAGGAAGAAGAAGAAGAAGAA